Messenger RNA from Xyrichtys novacula (pearly razorfish), 4069 nucleotides. The record is from the annotation of a GenBank genome assembly. Lineage: Eukaryota; Metazoa; Chordata; Actinopteri; Labriformes; Labridae.
GUCCCUGAAGUGAGCCUUUAUUAGUGGGGAUCGUUUGGAUCUUAUCUCGCAUAUGACACUCGCUGGAAGAAAGACUGGAGGAGAAGAGAAAGAAGAGGGGGAUUAGCAGAGAACUGCCUUCCGAUCCGGUGACUCCUCGCACGGGGGGAACCUCGCUUAUCUCACCCCCUUUAUCUCCAUCUUCCACAGGCGCAUGGACGAGUAGCCCCGGCUGCACUUUCUCCACUAUCUGCACAUCACUUCUAUUGUCUGUGCAUCGCCGGGAUCACGCGUGGGGCUGCUUGAUCCCUGUCGAAUCUUUAUUAUCACCCUUAUUAAUCGACUAAUCAUCUUUAAGACUUCCGACUCUUGUGUAUUUUUUUUAAUCCAGUGACAGAUUUCCUGGCUUGACGUUUGACCCUGCCUGGCCUCUAGGUCGCAAGUUUGCGGCUGAAAAAGUCCAACAAAUUUUAUAAAUAAAUAUUUUUUUUCGUCGCGUGACACUUACUGUCCAUCGUUGUACCACUUGAUGCUUAUUUUGCUGGUGGAAUAUGAGUUAAUUUGGAGUUGAGGCUCCACUCAUGAGCAUCUUUUAAGUUUUUUUUCCUCCAACAUUUUUUGAGCCUCCAAACUCUCUGUCAAGGUGAGUCUUAAAAAGUAAAAAAAAAAGGUUUAAUGCACCCUAAGAAUUUGUUGUUUUUUUGUUUGUUUGUUUAUAUUUCAUGCGCCUGUUCAUGCACCGUUUGUAUGCUUGUUAUUGUAAGCAACUCUCCUGUUAGCACUUGUCUUCUCUUUUAAAGUAAGGGUUUCAUGUCAGCAUUAGAAUCGGUUGUUUUGUUGUUUAAUUCGCCAACUCAUGCGCCAUGUUUCGAAACGUGCAUUUUAAAAUCCACGCAUCUCACUUCCUUGUCUUCUAAAAACAUAAAAGCUUCCGUGUUUUUGAAUCCAGCAGAUGUCAACAGAAGAAACGUUCGAACUACUUGUGUUUGUUUUUGUUUCAUGCGCCUGGUUAUGCACCAUCAUUUCAAACAUGCGUUGAAAAAUUUAUGUAACCCCCCUCUUUUAAAAACACAAAAACUCAAAUUGUUCCCUGUCCAAAAGCAGAUGCAACAUGAGAAACGCUCGAACUAUCUCAGUUUGGUUUUGUUUCAUGCGCCUGUUAAUGCGCCGUUCGAAAUGAACGUAUCUCGUUUUUUUUAAGAAAACACAAAAUCUCCAAUUGUUUCAUGGCCAGCAGAUGUCAACAUUAUUUUUUUGCCGUCUUCUGCCUCCAUGCUGUCAAGUCAGUCCGGCCUCAGCCAAGCAGAUGUGUUUAUCACACUGUGACAGAUGGCCAAUUCUGAUUAUGUUAAUUCACUAAAACGCAGUUCCUCCUCAAAAACUUGAAUUUUUUAUGUAAAUUAAUUUCGAAUUCAAAGAAAAUAUUUACAACAAAUAUAAAAGAUCAUACUUUAAAACGUUUCUUAUACGUGUUUGUUUCUUUUUAAGGCCUUGGGUUUUUAAUAAAUUAACCACGACACGAGUUUUUUUCGAGGCAUUCAUUAUUUAUAGAGUUUAAUGUUAUUAUGCAACGAAUAUAGAUUUGGAUUUAUGGGGGGCUCCCAAACAAGCACACGCUUUGGGAUUUCCUUUACUGUGGCCUCAGGGUGUCUGGGAAAUACUUAAAGCCGUUUUAUUCAACUCAUUUGUCCUUAUUCUUUUUCUCAUCAGUAUUAAAGCAAACAUUUGUUCGUUUUUUUUAAAAUACAUAGGUUACAAACGUGCGUCGCAGGUGCAGCUCACCUUGCAGUCAGAAAUUUGCACCCACCAAUGUUUUUGUCACUUUCAUCCACAGUUUCUUCAAGAAGAGAGAUCGUCAACACUAAAGAGACUAAAGAUGAUGCUGAGUCCGGACCAAGCCGAAUCGGACCUCUCCUGGACCCAAUCCGACCCGGAGACGCUUCUAAACGGCCUCAAGUCAGCCGGCUGCGUCUCGGACGUUCCUACAGAGGGCGAAGAGCAGGUCAAAUGUAAAGCCGACCAGCCCCUGAGCCGGGAGGAGAAGAGGAGGAGGAGGAGGGCUACGGCCAAGUACCGCUCGGCCCACGCCACCAGAGAGAGGAUCCGGGUGGAGGCGUUCAACGUGGCCUUCGCGGAGCUGAGGAAAUUACUGCCAACGUUGCCCCCGGACAAGAAACUCUCCAAGAUAGAGAUCCUCAGACUGGCUAUAUGCUACAUCUCCUAUCUGAAUCACGUGUUGGAUGUCUAAAAGUGACCCCCUAGGUGAGACAGACACGGUGGGGUCGGUAAAUUGGACUGGAUGCUGGGGCGUCAAUUAGGUAUGGCAAAGUUGGCAUUAGGAGUGGUUGGUCGAGGGGAUUUUCAAAGUGGACACCCAAUAUUUUUGUAGCCUUUUAUAGCUUUUGGAGAAAAUCACCCCCUUUAAAUUUUCGGCCAGAAAAAGAAGUGAGAUUUUUUUUCUUCAUCUGCUCCCAGAACCCUUUGCAAAAAGCCUUAAAGUAAAAAAUAGAUCAAAAUGAAUGAUGCCAGAAAAUUAAAUCUGUUUCUGGGCACCUUUUGCAUGGUUGAGAAAAAAUGGCAAUAUCGACUCUGAUCGGGUGAUAUCAUGAUAAGACCUCCCUUAAAGCUUAUCUCCGGGAGUUUUGACUGAAAUUUUCAACAUAAAACUCACAAAACUAACUUGAAAUAGUUAAAACAGCUCAAUUCACAGCCACACGUUUGUCAAUAAGGGAUCUUGUUGCCGAUCAAAUCAGCCCUCUUGCCCCGGAAUAUCGGAUCUUUGCCAUACCUUGCAGUUGACAGAGUUCACCCCCAAAUUUCGAGUCGACGGUUGUUCAUUAAAAUGGCAGUGGUGUAAAGUUCGUGCUUUACAAGAAAACUUUCAGUCCAGACCGCUCACUGAACAAAGCAACAAGCGCAGAGUCGUUUGAGCUGAUAGAUGCAAUAAUGAGAAUAAUGCUUAUUUUCCUGUAUGCAGUGAGGAUGGGCUGCAAGGGCCCCGGUGUGCAUUCAAGGUUCAAGGAGGAAAUUUAGGGGAAACUUCAACAUAAAUCACUAAAAGCAAACUCCACACACUGUAUCAAUUUGAUGUCUAAUAAAAAAUAAAAACCUGGGGCAUUUUCCAGAUGGAAGGAUGUAAACGAGAUAGCUGCUUUAGAUCUAGUUUUAGACGAUGUUUUCCGUAAAGGAAGAAAAAAAAAAAGAUUCAAUGCGUAAGUGCCACUUAUGACAUAUAAAAUUGUGACCUUAAUCAUUUUUUUAAAGUGUAUGGAAUUAUUUAUUUAAUUGUGUUUAUAUUUAAGGCUUAUUUAUUAUUUAUGUUGCUACCAUAGGCUGGCGUCUUUUUGUAUAAAUGUAUAUUGUUUGUUGCUUCUAUAUUUUAGGCUGUGAAGUUGAACCUGGAAAGUGAUGGUGUUCUACUCUUAAAAAUGGCACUUUCUGUUAAUCCAUGGCAUAAUUUAUCCCUUUGAUGUAAGUUUGAUGUAUGUCAUUUAUUAUUUUUGUUUUAAUGUCAUGUCUAUUGUCUAUCAAUAGCAACGAUAAGCACUUCAAAAUGGGGCUUAAUGGCACCAUAGAUGUUUAUUUCCCUGAAUUUUUGUGUUAAGAGGUUGCACAAAGUAAACAAAUUGGACUGCUUGAAAAAAAUGUUAAAUAUAAUUUUCUUUGUCACUGACAAUAAUGUACCAUGUUGAGAAUGAUUAUGGCAAACAAUUGAGGAGUUAUCAUCAAAAUUCAGAAGCAAACCUCUUUUUUUUGCUGUGACCAAAAAUAGCCUAAAAGCUAACUUUAAUUUCGAAAAAAUAGCCUGAAUUUAUCUUCAUUGUUUUGGUGUUUUUGUUUUAAUAAUUGGUUUGUUUAUUUAUUUGUCUCUGCUUUGUAUUGAAAAAAAAUCAAUAAGUAAUUUUAUAGUGAAGAAAAAAACAUAUCCUCUAUCCAAAGAUUUUUUGUCUCUUCAGGGUUGUGUAGGCUACUUGUUGCUUUAUGCAGAUCUUUUGUAGUAGAGGUAUCGUGUGACAGCUGGUUUCUAAUGGACAAACUUUUCAUAUUUUCCGGUGUUAUUUUUAAUUAAAACGGAAAUACUUGAAAAAAA